Molecule: messenger RNA, 516 nt
Organism: Onychomys torridus (southern grasshopper mouse)
Lineage: Eukaryota; Metazoa; Chordata; Mammalia; Rodentia; Cricetidae
Product: protein BTG1-like
Exons: 1
Coding region: 1-516 (171 amino acids)
Biological process (GO): negative regulation of cell population proliferation; negative regulation of mitotic cell cycle
Cellular component (GO): cytoplasm; nucleus
Source: RefSeq, a predicted model, not a curated record
AUGCUUCCCUUCUAUACCCUUGCAGCCACCAUGAGAGGCGAGAUCAGUGCUGCCGCUACAUUCAUCUCGAAGUUCCUCAGCACCAAGGGCCUCAGGAGCGAACAACAGCUGCAGACCUUCAGCCAGAGCCUGCAGGAGCUACUGGAAGAGCAUUACAAACAUCACUGGUUUCCAGAGAAGCCCUGCAAGGGAUCAGGCUACAGGUGUCUUCGCAUCAAUCAUAAGAUGGAUCCUCUAAUUGGACAGGCAGCCCAGCAGAUUGGACUGAGCAGUCAAGAGCUGUUCAGGCUUCUCCCAUGUGAGCUCACACUCUGGGUAGAUCCCUAUGAAGUGUCCUACAGGAUUGGGGAGGAUGGCUCCAUCUGUGUGCUGUAUGAAGCCUUUCCAGCAGGAGGUACUUCUCAAAGUGCCACCAAAGAGCAAAUGGGAGAUAGCAGAGUCAGCUGCAAGGAGAAAACUCUAUUGGGCAGAGCAAGCCCUUCUCAAAACUACAAUAUGAUGACUGUGUUGGGUUAA